GAAGACGAGUGAGUCACUUUGAAUAUGGAAGAACAACAAAACAAUUCUUUUUUUUAAUGGAAAACCCGAAAAGUCUUUGGUCAAAGCUUGGGCUACCAUGGUGUUUUUUGUUACAUAAAAUAAAUAAAAAAACUCAUGGAAGAAAAGACCUGUAAUACUAACUGUUAAUGGCUGACUCCAAUAUUGUCAAGAAAAACAUGGCAACCAUGAGAAAAUUUCCAUUUAUCUCCUUGCUUGUUUUUUCAUGCUUUUACUUGCAGGUUUACAAUGGAAGAGUUUCAGCCACUGAUACCCUUUUCCAAGGGCAAAACAUGACAGCCUCAGGUCAGUUAACAUCUUACGGAAAUGCUUUUGAAUUAGGGUUCUUUUCACUAGGAUCAACAAAUGUAUAUUUGGUGAUUCGGAUGAAGAAUGUUGCAACCAAGGAUAUUGUGUGGGUUGCCAAUAGAGACCUUCCUUUCACUGGUUCAUCUACGAUUCUCACCAUCAAUGAUGAUGGAUGCCUUGUGAUUGCGAAUGGCAGAGCAACUUAUAGAGUGAGUGAUGAUCCAUCAUCAAGCCAAAACGUGAGUGCAACGCUGUUGGAUUCUGGGAAUUUGGUUCUAAGAGAUGGGAAUAUGGAUAUACUAUGGCAGAGCUUUGAUUACCCUUCAAACACUUUUUUGCCUGGGAUGAAGUUUGGUUACAAUAAUAAAACUGGAAAAGUUUGGUCCUUAACAUCUUGGUUAGAUCAAGCGGACCCAAAUAAAGGGAAUUUUGAGCUGAAAAUGGAUCCUAAAAAAUCAAAUGGAGUGUUCCUCAUGAGGGGUACUGAAAUAUUAUGGAUGAGUGGGCCUUGGAAUGGGUAUGGUUUUGCUUUCAUGCCUGAAAUGCUUUCGCCCUACAUCUUCAACUACUUCAACUACAGCAUGUAUAGUGAUGAAAACGAAACAUAUUUUUCGUAUUCAGUGUAUAAUUCUUCUGUUAUAACUAGAUUCAUCAUCGAUGUCACCGGACAUAUGAGAGAACUUGUGUGGUUUGAAGAGUCUCAACAAUGGAUGUCGAUUUGGUUUGAACCAGGACAAUUUUGUGAGGUUUUAAACUCUUGUGGCCCAUUCAGCAGCUGCAGUGAGGAUACCACCAGUUGCAGGUGCUUGCGGGGUUUUUAUCCAUCGGGAAAGCAACAUGGCCAGGAUGGUGGAUGUAUGAGGAGAGUGGCCCUAACAUGUGGGAAUGGAGAUAAUAGGGACAUGUUCUUCAGGAUGAAUGAUGUGAGGUAUCCUGUAAGUUCAACUCAGAAAAUCAAUUCAUCAUAUAAUUUCCCAUCAGGCCCUCAAGUUUCAAACUCCGACGCAAAAGCAUGCAGAGAAGCUUGCUUGAGUAAUUGCACCUGCAGUGCAUAUGCAUAUAACACAAGUGGCCUUUGCUUGAGGUGGCACGGUGACAUUCUUGGUCUCGAACAACUGUCAGCAAAGGAUCCAAAUGGACGUACAAUCUUCAUCAAACUUGCAGCUUCUGAAUUUGACAAUGGAAGAGGAGCCAAUUGGUACCUAUGGAUAAUUGCAAUUUCUAUUGUUUUACUGGUGUUUCUUCCUUCAUCUUACAUUGUUAUUCGGCGGAAGAAGCGUUUUAAAAACAAAGGGGACAGAGAAGAUCCAAGCCAGGAUAUACUACUCUUUGAUAUGGAGAUGAGCAUCACAACGAGUAGCAGUGAUUUUUCGGGUUCCGAAAACCCCAGAAAACGGAAGAGGAAGGAUGCCCCAUUUCCACUGUUUAGCUUUGAUAGUGUAUCGCUAGCUACUGAUAACUUCUCCUCGGAGAAUAAGCUGGGAGAAGGGGGAUUUGGACCUGUUUAUAAGGGAAAACUAUUAAAUGGACAAGAAAUAGCAGUGAAAAGGCUUUCGAAACGGUCCGGGCAAGGUCUCGAAGAGUUAAAAAAUGAGACGAUGCUUAUAGCAAAGCUUCAACAUAGGAACCUUGUUAGACUAUUGGGUUGCUGUUUAGAACAAGGAGAAAAGAUUUUGAUCUAUGAGUUCAUGCCUAACAAAAGCUUGGAUUCAUUUCUUUUCGGUUCAAACAGUGAAGGAUUACUAGAUUGGGGAACACGAGUUCGAAUAAUCGAGGGGAUUGCGCAAGGUCUGCUGUAUCUUCACCAAUAUUCGAGAUUAAGGAUCAUACAUCGAGAUCUUAAGGCAAGCAAUAUCCUUUUAGACGGUGAAAUGAACCCGAAAAUAUCAGAUUUUGGGUUGGCAAGAAUGUUUGGUGCUGACAAGUUACAAGCGAAUACUAAUAGGAUUGUAGGAACUUAUGGUUAUAUGUCGCCUGAGUAUGCUAUGGAAGGCCUUUUCUCCAUUAAAUCCGACGUAUUCAGCUUCGGUGUGCUGCUGUUGGAGAUAGUGAGUGGCAAGAAGAGCACUGGCUUUUACCAUAGCAGUUCUCUUAAUCUAAUUGGACAUGCGAGUGACAAGCUUUCUCCAUUAAACCGAAACUUGAUACUCUCAUUCGAGUCUGAGUAAUUUUUUUUUUUUUUCAUUUUAUCUCGAGUUUCACAUUCAAACUUCUUGGUUUUACUUCAGGCAUGGGAAUUGUGGAAAGGAGAUAGAGUUAUUGAGUUGAUGGAUACUAAAUUGGAAGACCAAGUUUCAUAUCCUAUGCUGCACAGAUACACUAAUGUGGCUCUUCUUUGUGUUCAAGAAAUGGCAGCUGAUAGACCGACAAUGUCGGAAGUUGUUUCCAUGCUUACCAAUGAGCUCACAGUUCUAAAAUCUCCCAAAAAGCCUGCUUUCUCUAAUGCAAGGAGUACGACAAAUAGUUCAAAUCAGCCUGAAAAAUUUUCAGUAAAUGACGUCACAGUUUCGUUAAUGGAACCUCGAUAGUUAUUUUAGAUUAUAGCUCAUGUAACACCUGCCAUCGAGAAAUUUUUGAAAGUCCCACUUAAAAAGCUUAAGUAAAACAGGUGCAGUUCAAAUGCUUGGUUCCUAGUCUUGUCCAUUAGAAGCCCUCUUUGCUAUGAAUGUACUUGUGUUACUUAAGAAUUGGAUAUUGCACAUGAAAGAUAUUACAGUAUCUGUUUUGAAUAUGGAAGAAUAACAAAAUGAACUUUAUUAAUGGAAAACUAGGAAAAGUCUUGGUAAAA
This is a messenger RNA of Gossypium arboreum, 3115 nucleotides long. RefSeq names its product G-type lectin S-receptor-like serine/threonine-protein kinase At4g27290. Gene Ontology annotation, biological process: protein phosphorylation; recognition of pollen. NCBI's taxonomy places the organism in Eukaryota, Viridiplantae, Streptophyta, Magnoliopsida, Malvales, Malvaceae. Gene Ontology annotation, molecular function: ATP binding; protein serine/threonine kinase activity. The transcript has 6 exons. The record is from RefSeq and is a predicted model, not a curated record.